AUGAAAUCUAUUAUUAUUUUUCUACUUAUAAUAUAUGUCAGUGGAUUUGAUAAUGAAGAUAAUAAUCAAGGUCAAUGUGAUAAUUUAUGUUCAAUAGAUGUAAAUGAAAUUGAUGUGUCAAAGUUUAUUAGUGGUACAAGUGAAGAAAAAAAAGAAAUAGCAUUAUUAUUUGAUAAAACUUUCCAUGAAUAUGGUCUUAUUCGAUUAAUAAAUACAAAUCUAACAUCAAAAUUAAUAGAUAAAGCUAAAGAAUUUUUUUCAUUAGAUUCAGAAAUAAAAAUGAAAUAUUAUCUAAAUCGUACACAUUUAGAUACACCGGGAUAUAAACCAUUAGGAUUUGAAUCUGUUGGUAAUUAUGGAGGAGAAAAACAAACAUCAUCUGUUGAUUCUACUGAAGCUUUUUUUACAUAUUUCAAGUCACAAUCAAAACAAUUAAAUUUUUCCAUUGAUACAUUACCUGAAGAAUUUCAUAAUGUUAUACCAGAAUAUAUAUUUCAAUCAAGAAAAUUAAUAUCUAUUGUUCAUAAUAUUGCUGAUCUUGCAUUGGAAUUAGAUGAAAAUACAUUUGAUAGAAAUUAUACAAGUGAUAAUGCUUCAUUUAGUUUAAGAUUAACUCGUUAUUUACCAACUAAAGAUCAAGAAGAAGAAGAAUUAGCAUUUGGAGAACAUCAAGAUUAUCUUGGUUUUACAUUAUUACAAAAUGAUAAUGUACCAGGAUUAGAAGUGAAUAUGAAUGGAAAAUGGUUUCGUGUUGAUCCGAAAGCAAAUAGUUUAUUAUUACUUGGUGGUCAACUGAUUGAAAGAUGGACAAAUAAUUAUUGGAUAUCAAUAUUACAUCGUGUUGCAACAGUAAAACAAUUAAGAUAUUCCGCUUUAAUCUUUAGUGGACCAGAUUUAAAUACUCUUAUUGAAACAUUACCAUGUAAAAAUUGUACACUGACAAAAUCUAAAUAUGCUCCGGUUACUGUACAGGAACACUUAAAACAAAAAGAAAUGGCUACUCUACAUCAUUGA
Molecule: messenger RNA, 1014 nt
Organism: Adineta steineri
Lineage: Eukaryota; Metazoa; Rotifera; Eurotatoria; Adinetida; Adinetidae
Source: the annotation of a GenBank genome assembly